AUGCUUCCAUCAUUAGUAAGGACUGGAGGUUACGUCUGGAAAUUCACCCCACACAUCACAUCAACCCAAAGAGCAAAUCUAAAAAAGAGAAUGUUACAAGUUGAUGAAAAUAUACAACAAAUAUAUCAAGGAUUAAUUAAAACAAAUAAAAUUGAAACACAAGGUAAAAAAACUGGAUAUGAAAAAAUAGAUCAUUUAAAAUUUGAAUUUCCUAAAUUCAAUCAAAUGUCAAGUAGAGAUAAAUAUACUACAUUUAGUAGACAUUCAAGAGAUUAUAGAAAACCUAUACAUAGAGUUCCAAAAUGGACAAAAUUAUCAUUUAGAGAAAAUCCAAAACAUUUUUAA
Molecule: messenger RNA, 345 nt
Organism: Lodderomyces jiufengensis
Lineage: Eukaryota; Fungi; Ascomycota; Pichiomycetes; Serinales; Debaryomycetaceae
Product: mitochondrial 54S ribosomal protein mL60
Exons: 1
Coding region: 1-345 (114 amino acids)
Cellular component (GO): mitochondrial large ribosomal subunit
Molecular function (GO): structural constituent of ribosome
Source: RefSeq, a predicted model, not a curated record